Protopterus annectens (West African lungfish) is the source of this 3141-nucleotide messenger RNA. RefSeq names its product transient receptor potential cation channel subfamily V member 2 (gene TRPV2). Gene Ontology annotation, cellular component: membrane. The transcript has 16 exons. The record is from RefSeq and is a predicted model, not a curated record. The coding region runs from base 483 to 2717 and encodes 744 amino acids. Gene Ontology annotation, molecular function: calcium channel activity; protein binding. Gene Ontology annotation, biological process: calcium ion import across plasma membrane. Lineage: Eukaryota; Metazoa; Chordata; Ceratodontiformes; Protopteridae.
UUUGUUUUGUAGUCUUGACGUGAACUCAGACAAGGACUGUGGCUGGGAAUAAGGCUUGUGGCUUUUUUCUAAAUAUUGCAUUUUGUUUUCUGUAGUUCUGAGUUUCAGUAGAGAAUUAUUGCAGGAAAUAAGUUAUGACUAAUCUUGCCACAGCGACAAAAAAAAUGAUGCUACAAUCACUUCAGGACUUGUGUUUAGAAAUGUGAACGUCAUCUCAAAUGAAGUUAACUGGUUAAUACCACACUGUGCACAAAGAUCUUUUUUACAGAGAGAGACAAAAAAGAAUAACAAAUUCUUUCCCACAGGCCAACAGAUAUACAAGACAGCAUUAUUUGUUUCAUUCAAUCGCUGUGUCUCUAGCAGCAUCCAGAUGAGUAGAUUAUUCUUAAUACAGUCUUUUUCGAGGAUAGCAGAGUUGUUCCUCUGCUGAAAACUUUGAAAGUGAACUUUAGAGGGCAGUAGGGUGUUUCUGCUCCUGAAUAAUGAAGUCUUCAGACUCAGAUGAUAACCAGUCAGAUGACAAUGAAGAAACAACUUUUCGUCUGGAAAUUGAUGAUUCUGUCAGGGACAGUGCAACUACAGGGCAUACCAAGAGAAAAGCGAAAGCAAAUGAUAGAAGUGGUGCGACUCUGGACUCACGGUAUCAGCCAGAAAGUGAAGAAUUUCCUCUUAUAGUUGGCUUUAACCCAAAUUUUGAUAAGCCUCAAAAUCAGAAUGAUGACAAGAAUGACAGUAAUAAUGACAAUGUGUAUGAUCGAGAAAGAAUAUUCAGAGCUGUCAGUGAAGGGGACCCAGAAGCUUUGGAUGGUUUACUGGAAUAUCUUCAAAGGACUUCAAAACAACUUACAGACACCAGAUACAAAGAUCCAGACACUGGUAAAACAUGUCUACUAAAGGCUAUGUUAAAUCUGAAACAAGGAAAGAAUGAAACUGUGCCCUUACUUCUGGAUGUUGCAGAGCAAAUAGGUGGCCUGAAAGAACUUGUGAAUGCAGCAUAUACUGAUACCUACUAUAAAGGCCAAACUGCACUUCAUAUUGCAAUUGAACGGAGGAAUAUAGAGUUAGUAGAGCUUCUCAUCAGCAAAGGUGCCAAUGUUCAUGCAAAAGCCUGUGGGGAGUUCUUCCAACAGAAAAAAGAAGGCAAUGGAUUUUAUUUUGGUGAACUACCUCUCUCAUUGGCUGCUUGCACAAACCAGCUGAAUAUAGUCAAAUUCCUGUUGGACAAUCCAUAUAAAGUAGCCAAUAUUGCUGCCAAGGACUCCUCAGGUAACACAGUUCUUCAUACAUUAGUAAUCAUUGCUGACGAAACUGAGGACAACACCACUACGGUGACAACAAUGUAUGAUCACAUUUUAAAGCUUGGUGCCAAGAUUAAGCCAGAUUUGAAUUUGGAAACCAUCAGUAACAAUGACGGACUGACACCUUUAAAGUUGGCAGCACUGAUGGGGAAACUAGAGAUUUUUAAACACAUUAUCAGAAGAGAGAUUGACGAUCUAGACUAUAAGCAUCUAUCCAGGAAAUUCACUGAAUGGGUCUACGGACCAGUGCAAUCAUCAUUAUAUGAUCUCACAUCACUUGAUACAUAUGAGAAGAACUCAGUGUUGGAUAUCAUUGUGAACAGCAGUAAAACACAGAAUCGACAUAAGAUGAUACAAGUGGAACCUUUGAAUAAGCUCCUACAGGAUAAGUGGGAUCGAUUUGCAUCUUAUCUAUUUUACGUCUGCUUGAUUGUCUAUAUUGUGUAUAUGUUUAUCUUUACAUGUGUUGCCUAUUACAGACCAGUCGGUGAUAAGCCAUCCUUCUCAUUUUUCAGCAGUGGUGAAGGUUACCUUCGACUUUUUGGAAUAAUAAUUACCAUGCUAGGAGGAGUGUAUUUCUUACUCAGAUGGAUUCAGUACUGCAUUCAGAGGCGUCCAAGACUGAAGACAAUACUUAUUGACAGCUUCUUUGAAGUUCUUUUUCUUCUGCAGUCUAUCACAUUACUACUUUCGGCUGUGGUCUAUGCUGCUGGAAAAGAAGAGUAUGUCACUUUGCUAGUUUUUUCCUUAGCUACAGGAUGGUUUAACGUGCUAUAUUACACACGUGGCUUCCAGUUAAUGGGUAUUUAUAGUGUCAUGAUACAGAAGAUGAUUCUGAGAGAUAUAGUACGCUUCCUGCUCGUCUAUGCUGUAUUUCUAUUUGGAUUUGCAGUAGCUGUUGUGGUGCUUGUGAGAGAUACAGACAAUGAUGCUGAGAAUAAGAAUGGCACAGCCUGUACAGAAGUUAAACCUUAUAGUGAUCUGUAUUUCACCUGUAUGGACCUCUUCAAGUUCACCAUUGGAAUGGGAGACCUGGAGGCUGCUGCAAAUCAUAAAUUUCAACAUAUGUUCAUCUUUCUCCUCAUAAUGUACAUCACUUUGACUUACAUUCUUCUUCUAAAUAUGUUAAUUGCCCUUAUGAGUGAGACGGUUACCAACAUUUCAGCAGAAAGUCAGAGCAUUUGGAAGUUACAGAGGGCUGUCACAAUUUUGCACAUUGAAGGAAGUUUACCUAUGGUCCUGAGAGAGAAGUUUCAGACUGGGAAGACAAUCAAAGUGGGAAUUACUCCUGAUGGAAAAGAUGAUAACAGGAGAUGCUUUAGAGUUGAAGAAGUAAACUGGUCCUGUUGGAACACUGACCUUAGAAACAUUAAUGAAGAUCCUGGAGAUACAGCAGCAGCUAAAAAGAAUAAAAAAUAAUAAAGCACAUGACCAGAAGUGGGCUACUACUCAGUCGGGUGAAUCUGGCAAUCAUCCAGGAAAUACAAGGAAGCAGAGAGAUGAAGAAAUGCCUUUGAAUACAAUUUCCUGAAAUGUUACCAGCAAAGCAAAAUUGUAAAAUGCUGAACAUGGUAUUUCAAUUAUAAAGGAAGUGAACACUAUCCAAACAGACUUUAAGGACUUGCCCAGCAAGGACUUUAAAUUUCCUGUUGUCCCUCAUUCCUUACAGUGAACUUUGCCCUCUUCCUCCAUUUGUCUCUCCAGGAAAUUAUUUGCUUUGGCAGUUAUCUUGGUACAAUUUUGCACAUCAAAUAAAUAUUAACAAAACUAGAUUCUACAAAACUACACAAAGUACUUUCUGAAGCAUCUUUGUGAUGCUUUAAUAAUCAGACAUUGUAUUUAU